Pocillopora meandrina is the source of this 687-nucleotide messenger RNA. The record is from the annotation of a GenBank genome assembly. Lineage: Eukaryota; Metazoa; Cnidaria; Anthozoa; Scleractinia; Pocilloporidae.
AUGGAGCAAAUUUUUCAAACACGUCAGUUUCCAUCCGACGAAGUAGAAGUAGAAGAGGUCAUUGCACAAGAGUCACAAACGCAGCCACAAGCUCAAACGACUGGAAGCGGCACAAAAGAAAAAGGAAUAGGAAAGGAAAGCUAUGACAAGUGGACAAACGAGGAGCUAAGUUUACUAGUUGAUCUAUGGGCUGAAAAACACAACCAUCUGGAAAGUAAGGACGCAAGGAAGGAUUGGCUUGAAAUCGGCAACGAGAUUGAAAUGAACUUUGGCACCAAAAAGACAGCCGAAAAAUGCCAGCGAAAGAUCAAGUAUCUGAUUGACAAAUAUUAAGACGCAAAGUCAUGGAAUAAGAGUCAGACGGGAGGUCACAAACGUAAAAGUGUUUUCUACGACAAAGUAGACCGAGUUCUUGGAACACGAGAUAUUGUUACCAUGAAACAUGUGGUCGAAGCAGGGACAAGCACUGCUUAUCCGUCUUCUCUGAGCGCAAACCCUCCAAGUGAUCAUGAUGGCUCACAGCCAAGCACGAGCGGAACGCCAAGUCCUCCACAAAAUGUAGCAUUGCUUCUAGUGGUGCCAGUGGGACCAGCAAAGAAAGGAAGCGCACAACGAAGAGGAAAGUGCCGACCGAAGACGCUGGAGAGGAAGGGGCAGUUUCCAUCAUGUAAAGCCUGGAGUCCAUAG